AUUUCAAAGCAUCAGGUCAGUCUAGUUGAUUCAUGUCACCGAAACCUACAGUCUAGCGAAUUUGAAAAUUGUUUGAUCCUGUGUAUUAUAUCAAGUUGACUAUAUACCUACGACUGUGCAGCUGUUAUUUGGUACUUGUUGCUUAAACUUUGAACAUGAGGAAAUUAAUAUGUUUGAUAUACAUGCUGUGGAUGACUAAUGAAGGAAUUGGUUUAUCUCUUGAUCCUGUUGCGUCUAGUGAACUCGAACAAUACAUGAAGGAUGAUUUUAUUAUAUCACUUCGUCACAUAAGGCCACGAAGGAAAUUUCGGUUAACAAUAGAAGCGUUGUUCAUGAUUGAUUUUCCAGCUGCUAAAAGUAAAUUUUCUUUUUAUCUUGAUCGCAAAGAAAAACGAGUAACCAUCGACGUUAACACGCACACCCAAUUAUAUUCAAAGUAUUUGGAUGUACCAGAGAUGAACGAAACGACAACAAUACGAUCGUUAGCAAUUUUAUUCAAACAAAACUCGUUGGUUUUGUAUAUCGACUGCAAAGAAAGUUCAAAGCUAGAUCUGGUGAUCGAUAUCCCAAAAAUGUUACUCAAUCUGGAGGAUUCAAAGGUCAAAUUGUUCAGAGAACGAAAAUAUCCCAUUCAUUUGGAUUCUUCUGUUGAAUAUGCUCUUUCGAGAACAAGUUGCCAAAACUUACUUAAAAGAAAACAUUUAAAGAAAUCUGGACCAUCGGAAAAACUGCUCAAAAAUAAAAACGAGCAAGUUGAAGAUGACAUCCCCUACGAACGCAACAAAAAGCGUGAAGUUCGGAACUGGCAGAGAGGAAACGAAAAACAUCGCGAGGAACGCUUCGAAACUAGAAGUUCCAACACGAGGGGUGAUAUACCAAUUUUGCACGGUGACUGUGAUGAAAAUACUUCUAAAUUGUUAAACGAGUUAAUGGUUUUAGUUAAAGAGCUACGCGUAGAAAUUAGAAAACAGAGAGAGGAAACUCAGCACCUACGAGAUUUGAUCGAAAAUUGCGCUGGUUGUCAGAAGUCCCCAGAGGCUCUGCGAGAGAGUUGCCAAAACCAAAACCCUUGUUUUUCCGGAGUGCAAUGCUACGACACACAAUCUGGAAUAAGAUGUGGACACUGCCCGCGGGGUUACAUCGGAGAUGGAAUAAAUUGCAGAACUGGAACAACUUGUGCGGAUAGGCCUUGUUUCUCAGAUGUGCCAUGCUUUGAUACAACAGAAGGAGCGCAAUGUGGUCCAUGUCCCAAUCGAUACAUUGGAGAUGGUAGGACAUGCCAUUUAAGGAAAAUGUGCGACGAUAAAACUUGUGCAGUAGGUGUGCAGUGUUCGGAGAUAGACGAAUCGCCAUAUUACCGAUGUGGUGCCUGUCCGAUUGGUUUCAAAGGAAACGGAACUAUUUGCCAUGAUAUAGAUGAAUGCGAUUUGAUUGAACCAUGUGACGUACGAGUUCGGUGUACGAAUUUAGCUCCCGGAUUUAAAUGCGAACCUUGUCCUACUGGAUAUACAGGACUUCAUAGUGGAGGUCUGUAUGCUGCCACUUUCGAGUACGCUUUACAAAGACAAAAAUGCAUUGAUAUCGACGAAUGUGUCGAAGGUUUCGGAAGAUGCGGCUUAAAUUCUGUUUGCACUAAUACAGACGGAUCAUACGAAUGUCAAUGUAGUCGAGGAUUCCUCAAAAACUCAACGCAUGGAUGUUCCUCGGUGGAGAGAAUGUGCUUGGAUGGGACAGUUUGUGAUGAUAACGCUGUAUGCAAACACACAGGAAGUAAUAUGUACAAGUGUAAGUGUAAAGUUGGUUGGGCUGGUGAUGGUUUCCAUUGUGGUAUGGACAGAGAUUUGGAUGGUUGGGUUGACUUCGAUUUAGGUUGUUCCGAUAUUAGAUGUCGUCCAGACAAUUGUGUUAAUGUCCCUAAUUCAGGACAAGAAGACGCAGAUAAAGACGGCAUGGGUGAUGCGUGUGACCAAGACGCAGACAACGAUGGUAUUUUAAACAAUCCUGAUAACUGUCCAUUGGUGUAUAAUCCAGAUCAGUUGGACACUGAUAAAGAAGGUGGUGACAAACAAGGUGAUGCAUGUGACAAUUGUCCUACUAUAGCAAAUAUUGAUCAACACGAUGUUGACCAAGAUGGUAUUGGUGAUGCAUGCGAUCCCGAUAUAGAUAAUGAUGGAAUCUUGAAUAAUAGAGACAAUUGCCCAAGGAAAGCCAACUUUAAUCAACUUGAUAGUGAUGGUGAUGGAGUAGGAGACGGUUGUGAUAAUUGCCCAGCUGUUGCUAAUUUGAAUCAGAUGGAUUCAGAUAAUGAUUUAAUUGGAGAUGCUUGCGAUAGUGACAUCGAUAGAGAUCAUGAUGGCAUUCAAGAUAGUAGGGACAAUUGUCCCAAGCUAGCCAAUUCAGAUCAAUUGGAUACAGAUGGCGAUGGUCGAGGAGAUUUGUGUGAUCUGGAUGCCGAUAACGACGGUAUUUUCAAUGCGGUUGAUAACUGUCCAAUUGUACACAAUCCAAAUCAGACAGACGCUAAUAAUGAUGGUAUUGGUGACAUUUGCGAGGAAGAUUUCGAUUUGGAUUCAAUUCCAAAUUACUUGGAUAACUGUCCGAACAAUUCAAAAAUCUUUUCAACAGACUUCAGAACAUAUCAAACUGUCGUUCUUGAUCCAGAAGGGGACUCUCAAAUCGACCCUAAUUGGAUUAUAUACAACAAGGGUGCAGAAAUCGUUCAAACACAAAAUAGUGAUCCAGGUUUAGCUGUGGGUUACGAUGCCUUCGGAGGAGUAGAUUUCGAAGGAACAUUUUUCAUCGAUACAGAAAUAGAUGAUGAUUACGUAGGAUUCAUUUUUAGCUAUCAAGACAACCAUAAAUUCUAUGCGGUCAUGUGGAAGAAGAAUAUACAGACUUAUUGGCAAGCAACUCCAUUCCGAGCAUCGGCAGAACCUGGUAUUCAAUUAAAACUAGUUAACAGUAAUACAGGACCAGGUCAAAUGCUUCGUAACAGCUUGUGGCAUACGGGUGAUUCAAAGGAUCAAGUGAAACUUUUGUGGAAAGAUCCGAAAAACGUUGGGUGGAAAGAACGCACAGCUUAUCGUUGGUUACUGCUGCAUCGCCCAAAAAUUGGAUUGAUUCGUCUUAGAGUUUUUGAUGGAGAAAAAUUAGUGGCUGAUUCAGGAAACACUUACGAUUCAACUUUAAAAGGAGGUCGCUUAGGCGUAUUUUGUUUUUCUCAAGAAAUGAUAAUAUGGUCCGAUUUGGUGUACAGGUGUAACGAUUUUCGGAAUAGUGAGAUAUCAGUUUAUGACGAUUUCACCAAAUACUGUGCUGCUGAAAGUAAUGGCGAAUAUAUUCUAAAAAGCUGCAGUUCAAUCACGUAUGGAGCAAUUCUGAGCUGAACCGUCCAUAAAUGGUAACAUUCUGGCACAACACCAUUCCAUUUACAUGAAACUUUGCAUGUGUCAUUUCAAUAGUCUCGAGAUUUUUUUUCACUCAUGACUAAUUUUUGAAAAAUGCGUAUGUAUUCUAAGCAA
Molecule: messenger RNA, 3521 nt
Organism: Malaya genurostris
Lineage: Eukaryota; Metazoa; Arthropoda; Insecta; Diptera; Culicidae
Gene: Tsp
Product: cartilage oligomeric matrix protein
Exons: 18
Coding region: 156-3386 (1076 amino acids)
Biological process (GO): cell adhesion
Cellular component (GO): extracellular region
Molecular function (GO): calcium ion binding
Source: RefSeq, a predicted model, not a curated record